Molecule: messenger RNA, 1652 nt
Organism: Electrophorus electricus (electric eel)
Lineage: Eukaryota; Metazoa; Chordata; Actinopteri; Gymnotiformes; Gymnotidae
Gene: hoxc4a
Product: homeobox C4a
Biological process (GO): anterior/posterior pattern specification; embryonic skeletal system morphogenesis; positive regulation of transcription by RNA polymerase II
Cellular component (GO): nucleoplasm; nucleus
Molecular function (GO): DNA-binding transcription factor activity, RNA polymerase II-specific; RNA polymerase II cis-regulatory region sequence-specific DNA binding
Source: RefSeq, a predicted model, not a curated record
GAGAGAGAGAGAGAGAGAGAGAGAUUUUCAACACAAUGGCGGAAAAUUGAAGGUAUGUCUGCGAAAAGCUUUGGUUCCUUAUCCGGGGACUACUUCGCCCCCUGCCAUUGGGCCAUUACAUCACGUGGUAAAAGUAACUUUACAGGGUUGCUCGCUAGUAGGAGGGCUUUAUGGAGCAGAAAAACGACAAAGCUAGAAAAAUUAUUUUCCACUCCAGAAAUUAAUGAUCAUGAGCUCGUAUUUGAUGGACUCUAACUACAUCGAUCCGAAAUUUCCUCCUUGCGAGGAAUAUUCGCAAAAUAACUACAUCCCCGAGCACAGUCCCGAAUAUUACAGCCGCACAAGGGACAGUGGCUACCAGCAUCACCACCAGGAGUUAUACCCUCCGCGGGCGAGCUACCAGGAGCGCCAGUUUAACUGCGCAAGCAUCCCCGAGCACGAUACUCAGAGAGGACAUGGACUACCUCACUCGGGGCACCUGCUUGGGAAAGGUCAACCUGCCUCAUGUGAGCCCCCACAGUUACCCCUAUCUCCAGCCACCCCACCGGCUGCGUCCUCUGCCUGCAAUCAAGCCACUCCGGAGCAUCCCAACAGCACAGUCUCCACCAAGCAGCCUGUAGUGUACCCUUGGAUGAAGAAAAUUCACGUCAGCACCGUGAACUCUAGUUACAAUGGAGGGGAACCCAAGCGGUCUAGAACUGCUUACACCCGCCAGCAAGUGUUAGAACUGGAGAAGGAAUUCCACUAUAAUCGCUACUUAACGCGGCGAAGACGUAUCGAGAUCGCUCAUUCCCUGGUUCUCUCCGAGAGGCAAAUCAAAAUUUGGUUUCAGAACCGUCGGAUGAAGUGGAAAAAAGACCAUAGGCUACCCAACACCAAAGUCAGAUCCUCUUCCUCUACGGGCAUAUCUUCCGGGUCCAACACAGGCUCAUCGGCUGGCGUUGUAGCGGCUGCCUCUACCAGUAACACCAUGUCAGCCAACGAGGACCUCUCCGGAUCCGAGCGAGGAGAGGAUAUUACAAGGUUAUAGAUGAACUAUUCCACGGAGAGAAGGGAAGAGCUCAAAAUGACUGAUUAUUUAUAGAACAUAAUAUAUAUUUUGUUUUCGUAGGUAUCUUGUGCGUCUGAAGGGUUUGCUUUAAGUCCACAGUUAUAUAAAAUGCAUGUUAUAUAGCAUGGAUUAUUGCGAAUACCUAGGCUACUACUUUUUCGCGAAACAGGGUUUAAUUUAUCUAAACUGAGGCAGGAUGUUUUUCCAGAAAAAAAAAUGUUUUGGUCGAAGCAGGUUAUGGACACUAUAUUCACAUGUUAUCGAGGGCCUCUCUAUGCCCUGUUGCCAAGGUGAAGUGCACAGUUGUUUUAUUUAUUUCACACACGAGACUGAAGGAAGUUCCUUUUAUACUGUAAAUUAAAAAUACUAUCGACAAAAUCGAUAGAAUGCUGAUCCUGAACGUCUUUGUUGAUCUGAAAACAACAUGCUGUGAGUAAACUGUCGUGUGAAAAGACUUAAAAUUUUAAAAUAUCAUUUAAUUUUGUUGUGAUGGCGUUGUGUUUAGGCUAUUAAAACCAGAUUAUUGUGAGAUGCAAUAAACGAGUUUAGUGUAUUUGUGAUAAUCAUAUUGGUCAAUAAAAGUAAGUGUCUCUUAGUUUUA